UACCCGCAACGUUCUGUUACUAUCUCGACAGUGUUCCGAGCCACGAGUUCUCACUCUCAGCGGUGAAGCGAGCAUGGCGACAUUUCCCUCCACUUUCAUUCCCUUUCUCCGCUCCCAGUCACCGUUCCCGUGUCCUGCAGCUCAACGGUAGCUCUUAUCCGCCUCCUCCAAAACCCUAAACCAAUCCUCCAUUAGUUUGAUUGGAGCGCAAGAAGCGUCCGAUCAUGAGAUCGAAGGCCCCUUCAGCCGUCCGAUGGUUCAAGGAUUGGUCAGCCCCUUUGGUUCCGCAAAAUUUGAUUUUGAGCGGAGGGGAGUGCUCGCUUCUGAAGUGGGUUACAGAGGACACAAUGCAGUCCCUAAAAGACAAUCAAAAGGUGCCAGAAAAACAAGCGCCAGAACCUGAAUCAACAACUGAGGUUCUUUUCCUUUGCAGCUAUGAAGGCUGUGGAAGAACUUUUCUUGAUAUAGGUACUCUAAGGAAACAUGCUCACACCCAUGGCGAGAGGCAAUAUGUUUGCCAUUAUGAUGGAUGUGGAAAGAAAUUUUUGGACAGUUCCAAGCUCAAAAGACACUUUCUUACUCAUACAGGAGAGAGGCAUUUUAUAUGCCCUCAUCCAGGCUGUGGGAAGGCCUUCUCCCUGGAUUUCAAUUUACGAUCUCAUAUGAAGAUACAUUCACCAGAGAAUUAUCAUGUUUGCCCAUACAAAGAUUGCGGGAAAAAAUAUACACAUGAGAAUAAGUUAAAUGCUCACAUAAAGGCACACCAUGGAAAGAGUACUGGAGCAGAGACGGUGAAGCACUCCACACAAGUGUUAGAUAAAAUCCAAAAUGCACUGAAAAAUCCUGCAGCUUUACAUGGUUCAGCUUCUUCUGACCGUCCGUUUGCCUGUCCCUAUGAAGGCUGUGGGAAAGACUAUAUUCAUGAGUAUAAGCUAAAUCUCCAUUUGAAAAAAGAGCAUCCUGACCACAAUUUAGAAGAAAAUGGCAAACAUCAUGCUCCCACUGCUGAUUUUGAUAUUGAUGAAUCCAGUGAACAAGAUACGCUCAUGAAGAAGCUCAAUGUUCUCAAAAGCAUUAAAAGGAAUAGACCCAGUCCAAUACAGCAAAAGCCACCCUCAAAAGUUCCAAGGCAGAAAAGCUCAAGUUCUGCACCAAGAGAUAUCGACAUGGUUAAGAAGUCAUGGCCUAUUAAAGAUAUGUACGAGGAAGAUAGCGAGGAAACUGAAGAAGAUAAGGAAGAUUUGGAAAAUGUUGACGAUGAAGAGACAGAGGAUGAAGAUUGAUUCUGGGCUAAGAAUGUGUGGAUCUUGGUGAGCACUGUACAUAAAAUGCGAAGAUGAUGACAAAAAUGUCAAGAGCUGUAAUUGCUUUGCGUGUUCUUCUCAAUUUACCUUUUUUUUUCUUCUUAAUGUAUGUGUAGUAGAGUAUCAUAUAUAUUUGGAGGUACUAAUCUCAUAGUAGUACUCUUAUAUUGAUGUACAUCGUUUUCUCAGCUUUUGUGUACGAGUAACUAGUUUCAGUGGUUCA
Molecule: messenger RNA, 1527 nt
Organism: Asparagus officinalis (garden asparagus)
Lineage: Eukaryota; Viridiplantae; Streptophyta; Magnoliopsida; Asparagales; Asparagaceae
Exons: 6
Coding region: 225-1283 (352 amino acids)
Biological process (GO): regulation of transcription by RNA polymerase II
Cellular component (GO): PcG protein complex; transcription regulator complex
Molecular function (GO): DNA-binding transcription factor activity, RNA polymerase II-specific; RNA polymerase II cis-regulatory region sequence-specific DNA binding
Source: RefSeq, a predicted model, not a curated record